Messenger RNA from Nycticebus coucang (slow loris), 2700 nucleotides. RefSeq names its product CDC like kinase 4 (gene CLK4). The transcript has 15 exons. Gene Ontology annotation, cellular component: nucleus. Gene Ontology annotation, biological process: regulation of RNA splicing; protein phosphorylation. NCBI's taxonomy places the organism in Eukaryota, Metazoa, Chordata, Mammalia, Primates, Lorisidae. Bases 186 to 1748 code for a protein of 520 amino acids. Gene Ontology annotation, molecular function: ATP binding; protein tyrosine kinase activity. The record is from RefSeq and is a predicted model, not a curated record.
AGCCAGAGGCCGCCUGGGGGGUUGUAGGGCGACGGCGCUGCCGCCAUUUUGUAGGGUGUUUGUCGCAGCGACUGGAGAGUGAAGACGGCGGUUUGGCGACAUUUCUCGGCCAUUUGCUUUUGCGGAGAUGCGGCAUUCCAAACGAACUCACUGUCCUGAUUGGGAUAGCAGAGAAAGCUGGGGACAUGAAAGCUACAGUGGAAGUCACAAACGGAAGAGAUCUCACAGUAGUACACAAGAGAACAGGCAUUGUAAACCACAUCACCAGUUUAAAGAUUCUGACUGAUGUUCCAUUGGGACUGUUUACCAGAUUGCUUUCUAAAUUAGCCAGCUGGGGUUACUUUAAAAAACAGAUCAUUUUAGCUGAUUUGUCUGACUGGGCAGGUGUCCCCUCUCUCCCUCAGUGCUCCAUGUGCAUCCCUCUUGAAGCUUCGCACUCUGUUGAAGAGGACACUCAUCCCAGUCAUUAUUUAGAAGCAAGGUCCUUGAAUGAGAGAGAUUAUCAUGACCGGAGAUACAUUGAUGAAUAUAGAAAUGACUACUGCGAUGGUUAUGUACCUAGACAUUAUCACAGAGACAUUGAAAACAAUUAUCGAAUCCACUGCAGUAAAUCUUCAGUCCGAAGCGGGAGAAGCAGUCCUAAAAGGAAGCAUAAUAGAUACUGUUCAAGUCAUCAGUCACGUUCGAAGAGCCACCGAAGGAAAAGAUCCAGGAGUAUAGAGGAUGAUGAGGAGGGUCACCUGAUCUGUCAAAGUGGAGACGUUCUAAGAGCAAGAUAUGAAAUCGUGGACACUUUGGGUGAAGGAGCCUUUGGCAAAGUUGUAGAGUGCAUUGAUCAUGCCAUGGAUGGCAUGCAUGUAGCAGUGAAAAUCGUAAAAAAUGUAGGCCGUUACCGUGAAGCAGCUCGUUCCGAAAUCCAAGUGUUAGAGCAUUUAAAUAGUACUGAUCCCACCAGUGUCUUCCGAUGUGUCCAGAUGCUAGAAUGGUUUGAUCAUCAUGGUCAUGUUUGUAUUGUGUUUGAACUGCUGGGACUUAGUACCUAUGAUUUCAUUAAAGAAAACAGCUUUCUGCCAUUUCAAAUCGACCACAUCAGGCAGAUGGCAUAUCAGAUCUGCCAAUCAAUAAAUUUUUUGCAUCAUAAUAAAUUAACCCAUACAGAUCUGAAGCCUGAAAACAUUUUAUUUGUGAAGUCUGACUAUGUAGUCAAAUAUAAUUCUAAAAUGAAACGUGAUGAACGCACGCUGAAAAGCACAGAUAUCAAAGUUGUUGACUUUGGAAGUGCAACAUAUGACGACGAACAUCACAGUACUUUGGUAUCUACACGGCACUAUAGAGCCCCAGAAGUCAUUUUGGCUUUAGGUUGGUCUCAGCCUUGUGAUGUUUGGAGCAUAGGUUGCAUUCUCAUUGAAUAUUACCUUGGUUUCACGGUCUUUCAGACUCAUGACAGUAAGGAACACCUGGCAAUGAUGGAGCGAAUAUUAGGACCCAUACCACUACAUAUGAUUCAGAAAACAAGAAAACGCAAGUAUUUUCAUCAUAAUCAGCUAGAUUGGGAUGAACAUAGUUCUGCUGGUAGAUAUGUUAGGAGACGCUGCAAACCAUUAAAGGAAUUUAUGCUGUGUCAUGAUGAAGAACAUGAGAAACUGUUUGACCUGGUUCGAAGAAUGUUAGAAUAUGAUCCAACUAAAAGAAUUACCUUGGAUGAAGCAUUGCAGCAUCCUUUCUUUGACUUAUUAAAAAAGAAAUGAAAUGGAAAUCAGUGGUCUUACUAUAAUAUACUUCUCUAGAAGAGAUUACUUAAGACUGUGUCAGUCAACUAAACAUUCUAAUAUUUUUGUAAACAUUAAAUUAUUUUGUACAGUUAAGUGUAAAUACUGUAUGUUUUGUAUGUAUAGCAUGGUCUUGAUAAUGAAAUAUAAAAGUUAAAAUUAAUUUUUCUUUUUGAGAUUAAUUGCAGUUUUUAAAGACCUUUGGAAUAUCUGUCCAGUGAUAAAUGUGAUUGAUCUUGUCUUUUGUACAUGGAGGUCAACUUUGAAGUGAUCUUUUUUUUUUUCUUUUGAGUAAAAGGAAAUCUUGACUACUUUAUAUUCUUAAAUGCAUAUUCUUUAUAUACCUCAAAAUUAGAGCUUUUCUUUAAAAGUUUUUUCUGUAAUUGUUGAACAGGUGGUAAUUAUCAUUAACUCUAGAUAGGGCAGGUAUUGGGAACAAAAAUCCAUAGAAAAUUUUCACCAUUAGGAUUUUAUUAAAUCAUAAGCACUGUGUUUUGUUUCAUUGGAUGAUGUCAGUGGGGAUAAGUAGACAUUAGUGACAUUCAUGGAAAGGUGUCCAGAUUGUCCACUCUGACAGAUUGUGUAAUAAAAGCACAUACACACUUCAUUUAAGAUUAAAGUCUUAACUGAAAAUUCAGCUUGGAAAAUACAUUUUCUAAGGGCUAUUUGGUGAGUCACAAAUACAAAAAGAGGAAUUCCAAUGGCUGAGAUUUUAGUUUUUAAUAUUAAGUUCUGAGGAGUCUUGAAAUUGUUCAAUAUCUAUUUAUCAUAUGAAGUAAACACUUAAACCUGUGAGGAUUAAGAUUAUUAUUAAGCAAUUUAUAUUUGUGUUACUCCUUACUGGAGAAAAGAAUUUGGGAAACACUUUAAGAAGAAAAUGUUGCAGAAAUUUCCAGAACAUAAUUGGCUAGUAAACAUAAAUUUUUUGGCU